Messenger RNA from Solea senegalensis (Senegalese sole), 2605 nucleotides. RefSeq names its product heat shock transcription factor 4 (gene hsf4). Gene Ontology annotation, biological process: regulation of DNA-templated transcription. Bases 385 to 1740 code for a protein of 451 amino acids. The record is from RefSeq and is a predicted model, not a curated record. Gene Ontology annotation, molecular function: DNA-binding transcription factor activity; sequence-specific DNA binding. NCBI's taxonomy places the organism in Eukaryota, Metazoa, Chordata, Actinopteri, Pleuronectiformes, Soleidae. The transcript is spliced from 13 exons.
UGUGAUGACAUUCAGUUGGACGAGCAGUGUGGCAGCGAGGACUGAGAGCAGCGGAGACAAAAGGAGCUUGAGUGUCAAGCACAGAUGACAUGAGGAUAUACGUGUGUUCUAUUCUGUUUUUUGUGCGUGUUUUUUAAUAAACAAGUCAAGAGAGGUGGAAUAACUAAGGAAAGGAAGAGAUUGUGUGAUCGAGGACCGACUGACAUGGAAUCGAAGAGACUCAGACAAACUUGGGAUUAUCAGUGACAGAUCAACACAAGUGGAGUUACUUAAACAUGGACUGAUUUGGGAGUCACCACACACACGCACACACACACACGCACACACACACACACUCACACAUAUUUGGUUUCCUGUUGUGAUCGGUCUUGGACAGGGGUGAGUAUGCAGGAGUCUCCAGGUGCCAUGGGUGCAGACGGCAGUUAUGCCAGUAAUGUUCCAGCGUUUCUCACCAAGCUGUGGACCCUGGUGGAGGAUCCAGACACCAACCACCUCAUCUGCUGGAGCGCUACCGGCACGAGUUUUCACGUGUUUGACCAGGGACGGUUUGCUAAGGAAGUUCUGCCAAAGUACUUCAAACACAAUAACAUGGCAAGCUUUGUGCGGCAGCUUAACAUGUAUGGUUUCCGUAAGGUGGUGAACAUCGAGCAGAGCGGUCUGGUGAAGCCUGAGAGAGACGACACCGAGUUCCAACACCUGUACUUCCUCCAGGGACACGAACACAUGCUGGAGCACAUCAAGAGGAAGGUGUCCUUAGUGAAGAGUGAGGAGACCAAAGUUCGCCAGGAGGACCUGAGCAAACUGCUCUACGAAGUUCAGCUUCUCAGAACACAACAGGACAACAUGGACUGUCAGAUGCAGGACAUGAAACAGCAGAAUGAGGUCCUGUGGAGAGAGGUGGUCUCACUGAGACAGAACCACACGCAGCAACAGAAAGUCAUGAACAAGCUGAUUCAGUUUCUGUUCAGUCAGAUGCAGUCCAACACGCCCAGCACCGUGGGCCUGAAAAGAAAGCUGCCUCUGAUGUUAGACGACGGUUCUCCCAGUCCUCCUCCUUCCAAGUUCAACCACAGUCACCCAAUGGAGCCCAUUCAUGAGGCCUUCUACAUUCAGUCGCCAUCCAGUGACACUGCCUCAUGUUCCACUAGUGUGCUGACAGGAGGGCCGAUCAUAUCAGACGUCACUGACCUGUCUCAGGCCAGCAUGGCCCUGCAGAUGCAGCCUGAUGAGACCAGGGAGAAGUGCAUGAUGCUCAUCAAAGAAGAACCUGUGAGUCCAGGAGUGAGAGGAGGAGCAGGAGCAGGGAAAGGAGGCAGUGUGGUGGGAGGAGAGGCCGCAGCACUGACUGUGUCCACAUGUGAGGUUUGCUCCGCUGAACCUCCCGUCCUUCCCGUUGCAAUGGUCCAGUCUGUUCUGGAGGGGAGGGGCUCUGCGACCUCUGUGGUGGAGAAAAGGAGUAAAAGGUCGCUCAUGGAAAGAGUGGAGGACACAGUGGAGACCGUGGACAUGAGUCUGGAGGAGCUUCAGCAGCUGCUGCUCAGGAGUCAUCAGCAGCAGCAGCAGCAGCAGCAGCAGCAGAACGCUGUGGAAGCUGGGAGCAGCGCUGUCAUGGAUCCCUUCAGUUUAAGCCUGCCGCUCACUGAGUGGACCUUCACAGAGAUGGAGUCCAACCUCAAAUCGUACAUGUUCCAGAAUCAGGAAGCGGAGGCUUUUCCAGCUGCUGGAUGUGAAGACCAGUGAUUGACACCUGUGCAGUGGAUUGUCCUCCCUCUGAAGAUGAAGGCCACAGAAGCUGCUGUUACCCAUAUUAUUCCACUCUGCAUGAGUUUGAUCCCACGGCCCCCGCCAGGCUCUCUCCUUCAGCACAUUUGCAGUCUUUAUACAUCCACCCGAAAAAAGGAUCUGCCUGGUAACGUCAUAGCCACACACAUGGUGUUCUUCUUCAUUGAACCAAUCAAGGCGGCUUAUGUUUCGCGGUUCAUCAGCUGUCGUCUCCACGAACGCUGUCAUCACUGGAAAAGAUGCUGGUCUUACGUUUUUUUAUAGUUACCCAGUGACACGAUUGUUUCGAGAUAUAAUAUUAAGCCACCUGUAUGAAAACAGUGCAUUCUUGGCUCCUGCACUUUAGCCUUUGCGUGAGUGAUUUUCUGAUUAUUAUUUUUUUGCGUAUUGUGAAAAAACUGACUUGUAUUAAGAGGUAAACAAAACAGUCACUUUAUCACAUAAAAUGCAGUGUGUUUAAAAUACACUGUACUUUAUAUUAUUUAAGUGAUGCAUUUCAAUCAAUGAUAAAUGUUUAAAGUGGGACUAUGCAGGAUUUCUCUUCUGUUCACGGGAAACUGGGAGCUGUCCCUGUGGCGCCUCUCAGAAUCAGGAGGUCUCACAAAGACUCUGGGUCUUACGAGAAACACAAAUGACGUUAUUUUAGACGUUCAUCAUGGCAGAGCCAGCGAAAAAGAAGCAAAAGCGAGGAAGAAGAGUAAACUUCAGAGCAUGUGAAACAGAUGCUGACCGGCAUGGACAUGGCUCCGCGAAUGGUGUUCGCCGGCUCUAUUGAAAACAGAAAACAGCGGCAAGUUUUUACGAAAGUGAGGAUAAAGCGGUA